AUGACCCAGACCUACAGCACCGAACUCCGCACCGCGUCGCUGGCCGUCCAGCGCGCCUGCCUCAUCACCAAGACCGUCCUCGCCGCCCACGACAAGGGCUCCACCGCCAAAGACGACGCCUCGCCUGUUACCAUCGCCGACUUCGCUGCGCAGGCCGUCCUCAUCGCUGCCCUGCGGCGCAGGUUUCCCGCCGACGCGUUCAUCGGUGAGGAGGCUGCGGCGACGCUGCGUGCGGACCGCGCGCUGGCGGACCGCGUCUGGGAGCUUGUCAGGGCGAGUGAGAGCGAGAGCGAGAGCGAGAGCAAGACGCUGGCGUCCGUCGAGGAGAUGCUGGAUGUGAUUGAUGUGGGGGUGGAUGCUGAGGCUGAGGCUGAGACUGAGGCUGAAUCUGGGAGCGGACGCAGACGCAGACGCAGACGCACGUGGAUCAUGGAUCCAAUCGACGGUACGGCGACGUUCAUCCGUGGGCAGCAGUAUGCCGUCUCCGUGGCACUAGUGGAGGACGGCGAGCAGGUGGUCGGAGUGGUCGGGUGUCCGAACGUCGUGUUCGGCGGGACGACGGUGCGCGAGGAUGAAGUCGAUCGCGACGGGUGCGGCAUGAUGCUGUCUGCUGUGAAGGGGCAGGGGACUUCUAUGCGGCCGCUGGCACGGACGGGUCUGCUGCUGCCUGCCGAGCCGCUGCCGCUGCCGCUGCAUGCGAAGGGUACGGGGAAUACAGAUGUGGACUCUGGGGGUUUACGCUUCGCGGAGAGUAUGGCUAGCCCGUUCAUCUCGGCGUCGAAGCAUCUGGCGGUGCGGGGGAGGCUGGGGAUCUCGGAGGAGAGAGUAACGGAUCUCUGGUCGAUGCAGAUCAAGUAUGCUGCGCUGGCGCUGGGGGCGUGUGAUGUGAUGAUCCGGAUCCCCAAGGAGAGGGAGUUCCAUCCGUACGUCUGGGACCACGCGGGUGGGAUGCUGGUGUAUGAGGAAGCCGGGGGCAAGAUCACCGAUCUUCGAGGGAAGAGGUUUGAUUUUGGGCGCGGGAGGAAGCUCAGUGAGAACGUGGGCUUGGUUGCGGCGCCCCCGGAGAUUCACUCGAGGGUGCUGGAUAUCGCUCGUGAAGUCUUUGACGCGGUAUAG
Molecule: messenger RNA, 1116 nt
Organism: Aspergillus clavatus NRRL 1
Lineage: Eukaryota; Fungi; Ascomycota; Eurotiomycetes; Eurotiales; Aspergillaceae
Product: inositol monophosphatase family protein
Exons: 1
Coding region: 1-1116 (371 amino acids)
Biological process (GO): sulfate assimilation
Molecular function (GO): 3'(2'),5'-bisphosphate nucleotidase activity
Source: RefSeq, a predicted model, not a curated record